AUGCCUCAAGCCCAACAUCCGAUUGCUACCAUAAUCUUCAUUGUCGUUAUCAUCUGGCUCGUUUUUCCCGAUAGCGACUAUUCGGGUCAAUCUCUUACUCUCUCCGAUCUUGCACAGGAGAGGCUUGACCAUUUCCAGGAUGCACUCGACGUGCUGAACGCCUCGCGCUGGGGCGAUUUCACACCAGCUCCAGAGAAGAAUUCUGAUGUGAAACCUUCUUUCCUCAACAUAACAGGCUUUCGUGCUGAGGACAAUCUCUCAUGGGGUGACUUGAAGAGGUUCCGUGAGAGGAGUCUCGCAUUCAGUCGACAUGCCGUACCGCCAGUAGGGGGGCAAAACUUAUGGGACGCUGGACAAGGUGAACCCAUGUGGACGAACGCAUCAGGGAUUGUCCAUGGAGAAUGGGUCAAGAAGAAGGGCUCAGUAUCCAGAGGAUAUGAUAGUUACAACCUGAGUAGGAUCGCCCCUGACUUGGACUGGAUUGGCGAUCAUGCUUCCUGGGCACGUAACAUUACUGGCCGCACCGGCCGUAUGAUGCUGCGUCUUGAGGGGAACAAGACGGUCAGCGAGUAUGAGCAACUACCAGCGCAAAGUGGAAUACCUGUCUCUGGUGGCCUCAUACGAAGUGUUAGAGGUACGACAACUAUCGAAGACACAUAUGGUUCUGGCCAUGACUGGGAGAUGAGGCUAUGGGGGGUCCAUUGGCCUCGUCAGGGUGUCAUUCUCAUGACCACCACCAGUGAAAAGUUCGAGGGCAUUUUCGGUCUCCCGCACUUGACCCCGAGCGAGGACUUCUUCCAGUCCAGCCAGAAGCUGCUGAAUGAAUCGAUUGCCCGUACGAUUACCAGAAAGAAGGAAAACAUCUACGCAGAUCAGACAUUUCCUUGGACUUCUGAUUUGGAAAACCCAUUGUACACCAAUAACCCAUCACCACACUGCGAGUAUAUCAUGUAUGCGCAAGUCUACCCACCAAGUCGAGGUCGUUUCAAUCUUGAUUCCGAAGAAUCGUCCAGGGACAUUUUACAGUCAGCCAUCAGCACCAUAGAAUCAGAGUUACAGUCACCGGUAGGCGCCCCUAUUCCUAGGGUUCCCAAGCUCCAGAUGUCGGUCGUCAUCUAUUCGCCGGAUUGUGGGUUCUUUCUUGAGAGCAAAGGUCCGCCAGACUUUGGUCCAAGUGAGGCCCAGCAUCUGACCGGCAUGAAGAUGGAGGUUCAGGUCUACCAGGUGAAGGCAUGGAUUCUCGUGUACGCAGUUGUCAUGUUUGCCCAGGUCUAUAUGCUUAAGAACCAGAUGCGCGAGUCUUGCACCCCUUCGACAAUGGGUCGUGUGAGUUUCUGGACCAUUGCCAUCAUGCUCAUUGUCGAUGGCAUGACCUUCACUGCUGCAGCUACUUGGGUGUCCUCUGCUGGUGCUACCUUUCUUCCUACCCUGGCUCUUCUGUUCGCAGCGUUCCUGUCCAUGACGAUUGGUGGGAGUUUUUUAUCCAAGGUACACGAGGUUCAGAUACCCGAGACUCGACCUCGUAGAGAACAAACCCCUGGCGCGAGCAGUUCAGGGAAUGGUCCCGGUGCAGUAGUCUCGUCCGCUGCGGUACCGAACACAACUGGCCCUACUUCUCUUUUGCCCAGCCCUGUUACGGCGCGUCAGCCGGCCAGACCUCUGCCUCAACCACAACCCGUCAUUGUCCCGUCUGACCAGGACAUUGAUGCUGAGGUUUCUGCUUCAGCAAGUGCUGUUCCUGGUGCCACAACCGCACAACGGGCGGAGGAGCCACCGCCAUCCUUCCAAAGUAUCAUUGGCCGCCUCAUUCUCUCUUCUCUGUGUAUCAUAUUCCUGGCAAUUUCUUCCACAACAUGGUACCCCAACCUGCGGUCUCUCUUUUUGAACCUUUGCAUUCUUAUCUAUCUCUCCCUCUGGAUCCCUCAGAUCCAUCGCAAUAUCAGACGUAACUGUCGUCGAGCCCUUGGAUGGCCCUUUGUCAUUGGUCAAUCGAUCCUACGUCUUCUUCCCGUAGCCUACUUCUGGACUAAAGAGGAUAAUUUCCUCUACGCUCGCUCGGAUCGUCACGCAUUCUUGGUAUUCUGUGCCUGGGUUUGGAUUCAGCUCAUUAUUCUCGCCGCGCAAGAUAUUGUCGGUCCUCGUUUUGGGAUUCCUGCUGGUUGGGCCCCUGACGCCUGGGACUACCACCCUCUUCUUCGUGAAGACGGUCUUGAGGCUGGCGGUCUGCCAAUUGGUCUUGUUGCGGAUGAUACACCAGGUAUUGAGCGUGCUCGCUCCUCGGGUGACGAUGGCAACAAGAAGCAAAGCUCAAUGAGAAGCAUUGACUGUGCUAUCUGCCGUGAGAUACUUGAGGUGCCGGUACUUACAGCCGAAGAUGAAGACACGGGCGUUGCGGGCGUUUUUGCUCGUCGCUUAUAUAUGGUAACGCCUUGCCGGCACAUAUUCCAUAGCGGCUGCCUCGAGGGCUGGAUGAGAUUCCGCCUUCAGUGCCCCAUAUGUCGGGAGGAGCUACCGCCUCUAUGA
Molecule: messenger RNA, 2523 nt
Organism: Fusarium coffeatum
Lineage: Eukaryota; Fungi; Ascomycota; Sordariomycetes; Hypocreales; Nectriaceae
Exons: 1
Coding region: 1-2523 (840 amino acids)
Molecular function (GO): zinc ion binding
Source: RefSeq, a predicted model, not a curated record